Messenger RNA from Prorocentrum cordatum, 1461 nucleotides. Lineage: Eukaryota; Dinophyceae; Prorocentrales; Prorocentraceae. The record is from the annotation of a GenBank genome assembly.
AUGGCAAGGGUGCUUGGGCGCUUCCGGGGCGCGGUGGACGAUUGGUUCGCGUCCACGGCUUUGGCCGCGGACGUGCUGCGGCCGGGACUCGGGAGCUUCGUGGCGCACCACACGCAGCUCUUCCUGGGCAGCCGCAAGGGGCGCGCCCUGAGGUCCACGCGGCACUACCUGCGCACGCGGCCGUGGGCGCGGCGGUGGCACCACGUGCGCUCGGCGGAGGCCAGCGACUGGUCCCGCUGUGCCCGCCUGCUGGCGGGCCGCGCCAUCGGUGUGUGCUUCGGUGGCGGGGGUGCCAGAGGCAAUUGUCACCUCGGCGUCAUCAAAGCGAUGCAGGAGCUGGGCAUUCCCAUUGACGUGGUCUCAGGAACCUCGUUCGGCGCGCUCGUCGGCGGCAUCUACUCGAUGACCGCGUCCGAGCCGGACUCCAUGGGAAAGGUGGUCCGGAGGCUGAUGGGCAGGCAGUUCUCCGCGAAGAAGAUGUUGAUGGACAUAACAUUUCCGAGGACGGCCUACUUCACAGGGAAUUACCUCAACACGGUGCUGAAGGACACAUUCGCCAGGAGGCGCUGCGAGGACUUGUUGGUGCCCUUCGCGUGCACGAGCACAGACAUCGUGCACUUCGAGUCGAAGAUCCACCGGGAGGGCCCGCUGUGGCGCAUCGUCCGCGCGUCCAUGAGUCUGGUGGGCUUUGUGCCGCCGCUGCCGCACCAGGAGAGGCGACCCGAGGACGGCACCAUCCGCAGCUCCCUCCUGGUCGACGGCGGCUACGUGAACCAGUAUCCCAUCGAGACCUUGAAGGAUCACGGAGCGGGGGUCGUCAUCUGCAUUGUGGCCUGCCCAGACCACGGGCCGGUCAACACGGAGUACGGCGACGUCGUCCACGGCGUCACCGUCACCCUGCAGCGCAUGUUCUGCUGCGGCCGGCGCUGCGCGGGGGGGUCCGACCCACCCACGCAGGCCGACAUCCAGGAGAGGCUCAUGUUCCUCGUCGAGAGCAUGAAGGAGUCCAACCAAUCGCGCGCGGACCUCACCAUAUCCCCAGAUAUCACUGGGUACGGCUUGCUGGAGUUCGGCAAGUACCGCGAGAUCGAGGAGGUCGGCUACCGCGCCGCCCUGCCGCUGCUGCGCGACUGGCUCGCCGGCAGCGGCAAGGGUCCCGAGCAGGUGCGCGAGGUGAUCGCCGCGCUCGAGGAGGACGCGCCCGAGACCAAGCCGAGUAUCCACGAGGUGGAGUACGGCGGCCGGCAGGGCAACGCCAAGUGGCGCAGGAACCUCAUGAGGAGGCUCGGCUCCACAGUGACUCAGCCUCUGCGGCGGAACAUGGCGGGCAGCCAGCCCCACGUCGUGACCAGGAGCGAGCUCCUGAGCGACGACAGCGGCGGCGAGGGGGCUCAGGCGUACCAGGCCCAGCUCCCGGCGCACCGCGCCGAGGCCCCCCUCCGGCGCAGCAGCAGCUUGUAG